This is a messenger RNA of Melospiza melodia melodia, 1765 nucleotides long. RefSeq names its product cystinosin, lysosomal cystine transporter (gene CTNS). The coding region runs from base 80 to 1183 and encodes 367 amino acids. NCBI's taxonomy places the organism in Eukaryota, Metazoa, Chordata, Aves, Passeriformes, Passerellidae. The record is from RefSeq and is a predicted model, not a curated record. Gene Ontology annotation, cellular component: lysosomal membrane. Gene Ontology annotation, molecular function: L-cystine transmembrane transporter activity. Gene Ontology annotation, biological process: L-cystine transport. The transcript has 11 exons.
UCCGCAGGCGAUCGCCUCACGUGAGAGCUGAAAAGGGAAGAACCGGGACGGCACGGGGCACUGAAGGGGCUUUUCCACCAUGAGGACGCGAUACCUGCUCCCCGCUCUGCUGAGCCUCUCGCUGGCGCUGCUGGGGCCUGGCGAUGGAGCCAUUGUGUUGUCAGUCCCUGAAGUAGUUUCUCUAGAAAGUGGAAGCUCAACAAACGUCACUAUCUCUCUGAGGGCUCCACUAAACGAGACACUGGUGAUAACUCUUAAUAUUACACACUCCUCAAAGCACAGCACCAUUGUUGAACUUCCCGAUGAGGUACAGUUCCCUGCAGGUCACACAAAAGCAGAGUUCCAAGUGAAAGCAGAUGAUGUGGGACAAGUAACAGUUUACCUUUAUCCCAAUAAUUCAAAUUUAACUGGGCCUAGGAUUCAAUUUCAAGUGAUUCACAGCAUCAUAGUGAGAUAUGCUGAUGAGGUGAUUGGCUGGAUCUAUUUUGUUGCCUGGUCCAUCUCCUUUUAUCCUCAACUCUUUGAGAACUGGCGAAGGAAAAGUGUUGUUGGAUUAAGCUUUGACUUCAUAGCACUAAACCUUACUGGCUUUAUAGCAUACAGUGUGUUUAAUGUUGGGCUCUUCUGGAUUCCCCUGAUUAAGGAGGAGUUCCUGGUCAGUUAUCCCAGCGGGGUGAACCCUGUGGCCAUCAAUGAUGUGUUCUUCAGUCUCCACGCAGUGGCCCUGACCCUCCUCACCAUCGUUCAGUGCUGCAUCUACGAGAGAGCAGGUCAGAAAGUAUCCAAAGUUGUUGUUGGACUCCUGGCACUUGCAUGGAUCUUCACCUUCACCACGCUGUUCCUGGCUGCAGCUGAGGUGAUGACAUGGCUGCAGUUCUUGUUCUGCUUCUCCUACAUUAAGUUAGCAGUCACACUGAUCAAAUACUUCCCACAGGCCUACAUGAACUUCCGUCGGAAGAGCACUGAGGGAUGGAGUAUUGGAAAUGUGUUACUGGACUUCACUGGGGGAAGCUUCAGCCUUCUCCAGAUGUUUCUGCAGUCAUACAACAAUGAUGAGUGGAGGUUAAUCUUUGGAGAUCCAACCAAGUUUGGCCUGGGUGUCUUCUCCAUCAUCUUUGACAUUGUUUUCAUGGCCCAGCACUACUGCCUGUACAGGAGCCGAGGGUAUGAACCUUGUGAAUAACAAACAUCCCUUGUGGAGACUCAAACUUUACACUGAACUUGGCCCUGCCCUCUCUGAGGGCUUUCAAGAUUCUUGCUGCCAGUUACCAGAAAUGCUGAUUCUGAUGUCUAUGACCUGAUCCUCUCUGGGCUGCAACACAAACACAAACUGUUGCCUUGCCAAGCACUGGCUGCCAGGUGCCUUAAGGACAGCAAGCCCUCAGCUGCACACAGGGAACUCGUGCCUGUUAGAGCUGCACACACAGCUCAGAGGGAGCUGUCCAAGCAACACAUGGCUCUUUUUUCACCAACCACAGGGAAGAGAAAGACCAAAGUGAUGUCUUUCUGAUUGGAGGUGAAGCACAAAGAGCAGAGUUCUGUCUUCCAAAAAUCUGAGAUGAUGUUUAAGCAACCACUUCAUAUCUUUAAGUAAUGACUGAAGACUGUCUGUGGAUCCAAGUGCUGCUGCUGACCUUUCCCAGACAGCUCACACUCCACCACCACUCAGGCUGGCCACAGUGGUACAUCACAAUAAUGGAGUUGGUAACAAAUGCACAAAUAUUACAGUUUCAACUCUUUAUUAAAAAAAUUCUAAAAACCAGAA